Lotus japonicus is the source of this 1000-nucleotide messenger RNA. RefSeq lists its product as uncharacterized. Gene Ontology annotation, cellular component: extrinsic component of endoplasmic reticulum membrane; UDP-N-acetylglucosamine transferase complex. Gene Ontology annotation, biological process: dolichol-linked oligosaccharide biosynthetic process. NCBI's taxonomy places the organism in Eukaryota, Viridiplantae, Streptophyta, Magnoliopsida, Fabales, Fabaceae. Bases 295 to 828 code for a protein of 177 amino acids. The record is from RefSeq and is a predicted model, not a curated record. The transcript has 4 exons. Gene Ontology annotation, molecular function: hexosyltransferase activity.
UUGUAUUGACACAACACAAACACAAAUGACACAUUUCGCCACAGGAACAACAACAUCGAACAUAACCAGAAACCAAGUGGCACACACACACGCGGAGAGAGAGGUGCUGGUCUUUGCGUGAUUUUGCUGACGCUAGAGAAACCGCAUGAAACCCAUUACUUCUUCGAUUCUCUUCAAUCUAAAUUCGUAAGCUUUUCUUCUUCUUUGGAACCGGUGCUUCAAUUCAUGGGUAAAGACUUUGAGGUUCUGCUUUUUUCUUGGAGAAAAACAAAUUGAGUGGUUGGUCGUGGGUAAAUGGAGGAUGAGGAAGGGGAUCAAAAGACAAGGAGAGUGGUUUUCGUGACUGUAGGGACAACUUGUUUCGAUGCUCUUGUGAGAGCAGUGGAUUCUCAAAAUGUUAAACAAGAGUUGUUUGCCAAAGGGUAUACUCAUCUUAUCAUCCAAAUGGGCCGUGGAUCCUAUGUUCCUAAUAAGUCUGAAGGAGAUGGUUCAUUGGCUGUAGACUACUUCACUUUUUCAUCCAGUAUUGCUGACCAUCUCAGAUCUGCUUCUCUUGUCAUUAGCCACGCAGGGUCAGGUAGCAUAUUUGAAUCAUUGCGGCUCGGCAAACCUUUACUUGUAGUUGUAAAUGAAGAUUUGAUGGAUAACCAUCAAAGUGAGCUUGCAGAAGAACUGGCCAAUAGAAAACAUCUGUAUUGUGCUAGUCCUCAAACAAUUCUUCAAACUAUUGCAGAUAUGGAUUUAAAUUCACUCCUCCCUUACUCUCCAGGUGAUGCUACACCAGUGGCCAAGCAUAUAAAUAGAUUCCUGGGUUUUCCUGAUGAUUGAUUCAUAAUUUUUUUUUUGGCCAAAUGUCUCAGAGGGAUGAUAAGAAUUUGUUUGGGUUUAUGCUGUAUUGGAAAUCAUCUAUAAGCAAAUAUAUAAUAUAAUGGUUUUGUAUUUACCUCUUUGGAUGACAUAAGAAUGAGGAUUAUGAAAAGGCUAUAAUUUCCUUUUUCAA